Messenger RNA from Acanthoscelides obtectus, 574 nucleotides. The record is from the annotation of a GenBank genome assembly. NCBI's taxonomy places the organism in Eukaryota, Metazoa, Arthropoda, Insecta, Coleoptera, Chrysomelidae.
AUUUGAAUAGUUAUAGUUUUUUUCUACCAACUACUCAUAAUUUCGUACGAAAUUUAGUACAAACAUUUCUUUACAUGUCAGACGUAAACACAUCGGGAAUUAAAUUCAGUAACGAAUUUUGGUACCAAAUUAUGAACAAAAUUUUGUAUCGUGACAGACAGCCUUUAGUCGCAAAAAUGGUGCUUGUUAAACAGAAGACAGACCCGGAUAAAUAGUCAUAGAAGAUAGUUUGAUUCAACUAUUUUCACCAAUGAAAAAUUUAAGACCCAAAGUGCCGCUGCACUCGUUGUAUCUUCAAAUCGACAACGCAUUUGGCGCAUCGUGCUCAGAUUUUUACUCAUACAACACAAGGAAUUGCAAUAAACUGGUACUUCCAACAAAUAGAUUGGCUAGAACCAACAGUGAAGAAAUCAAAAUAUACAAUGGACUGCCAGAUGAGUUGAGAUCCCUUCAGCUGAGCAGAUUUAAAUGUAAAUUGAAACCUGUAUUAACUAGGGCCUGUAUUUACAGUUUUGAGGAAUAUUAUGCUUUGGCAAGGGACAGGCAGGCCUUCCUGACUAAAUUGAAUGCAUAA